Molecule: messenger RNA, 315 nt
Organism: Baudoinia panamericana UAMH 10762
Lineage: Eukaryota; Fungi; Ascomycota; Dothideomycetes; Mycosphaerellales; Teratosphaeriaceae
Exons: 1
Coding region: 1-315 (104 amino acids)
Molecular function (GO): S-adenosylmethionine-dependent methyltransferase activity
Source: RefSeq, a predicted model, not a curated record
AUGAAAGAGCUGCAGGAUGGUGAGACCAUGAUCGACUCCGGGUGCUGUCUUGGCCAGAAUCUACGCCGUGCGGCAUACGAUGCAGCACCAGCAAAGAAUGUUGUUGGGUCGGAUUUGAAACCCGUGCUGAUGGACAUGUGCUAUGAAAUGUUCAAAGACGGCGGCACAUUCCAGAGCAAGUCUUACCAUUGCGACAUCUUCAAACUGUCAACGGACACCAAGGCCUCGGGUGCCCUAUCCGAGCUGGAAGGACACUUCGACAUUGUUCUCUGCUCGGAAGUCCUGCAUCUCUGGAGCCAGGAUGUUCAGAUUUAG